This is a messenger RNA of Racocetra fulgida, 517 nucleotides long. NCBI's taxonomy places the organism in Eukaryota, Fungi, Glomeromycota, Glomeromycetes, Diversisporales, Gigasporaceae. The record is from the annotation of a GenBank genome assembly.
AUGGAAAGACUUGACGAAGACAGUGCCGAUUUGAAUUUUUUAGAAGAAAAUUUAGAGAAAACUGAAGAUUUAACUGAAAAAAUGGUCCACGGAAAUGAUUUGGAUUCUUACUUAAAUUCUAUCGGCAAAUGUAAUAAAGCCAUGGAAGUUUUGGGUGCAAUGAAUUUAAAAAGUAGUGAAAAAAUUAUUGGACAGUUGAAACAAAUAUUAAAAGCCGCAAUGCUUCAAUUAGAGGAUCUUUUUCGACUUUGGUUAAUAGAACGAAGUAACCCUAUUGAACCACUUUCUUUUCUAACAAAGAAAUUGGAGAUACCUGGAAUACCAAUUUCUACUGCAAAAAACCUUGCGACAUUAUCUUCUUACCUUGCAACAACCGGUUUAGAACUCGGUUAUACAAGCGAAUUUGCUAAAGUAUAUAUUGAUGUUCGAUCAAAUUAUCUCGUGAAAUCAUUAACAAUGCUGGCUCAGGCUUCAAUCAGCACUGCUGAAAAGAGAAGUACCCCGGUAUAUGAAAAGG